UGGGUCCGAAACAUAUUUAGUUAGUCAAGACAGUUACGGAGAAGAGUUGAAAACACCUGAUGAUCUCUUGGACAAUCCGCUCCAUAUCUCAUUUAAGUGUUGAAAGAUAAUCUACCUCGAAUCUUGAUUUUUGUUGAGUUUUGUGUUAUUUCUCUGAAGCCUCUCCAGUUGUAAAUCUCAUAUUGUUCAUUUUUAUAGAAAUACUUAUAAAUAACGUAACUAGGUGAUAAGGAAACAUUGCACUAUAUUUUGGAUUGUUUCUAUUCUAUUUUGCACUAAAAUAUUGGUGAAGAUGCACACCACGCAGAAGGACACGACCUACACAAAGAUUUUUGUCGGGGGUCUUCCGUAUCACACCACGGAUUCCAGUCUCAGGAAAUAUUUUGAAGUGUUCGGAGAAAUUGAAGAAGCUGUCGUGAUUACCGAUCGACAGACCGGCAAAUCCAGGGGGUAUGGAUUUGUGACGAUGGCUGACCGCUCGGCUGCAGACAGGGCCUGUAAAGAUCCGAACCCCAUCAUCGACGGUAGGAAAGCCAACGUCAACCUGGCGUACCUGGGGGCCAAGCCACGGGUGAUGCAGCCAGGUUUCACCUUUGGUGUUCCACAAAUUCAUCCUGCCUUUAUCCAAAGGCCUUAUGGGAUCCCUGCUCACUAUGUGUACCCUCAGGCCUUCAUGCAGCCAAGCACCAUGGUCAUCCCUCACGGCAUGCAGCCCAGUGCUGCCUCUGCCUCCACCGCCUCCUCUCCAUACAUCGACUACACCGGAGCAGCCUACGCACAGUACUCCGCCGCCGCGGCUAGCGCUGCUGCCGCCGCAGCCUACGAGCAGUAUCCCUACGCCGCCUCCCCUGCGGCGGCCGGGUACCUAACCGCAGCCGGUUAUGGCUAUGUUCAGCAGCCCCUGGCUACGGCCGCACCGGGUUCAGCCGUCGCUGCAGCCGCAGCCUUCGGUCAGUACCAGCCUCAGCAGCUGCAAGCAGACCGCAUGCAAUAGCAGCCACUGCAGCCAUUGGACACAACGGGAUGGGAGGCCCGCGGCCGGCCUCGGCUGAUUGGCUGUGAAGAGGAGAGGACGAUGAAGAGGAAGAGAGAGGGGCCGUGUCGGUAAGAGGGUGAUGAUGAUGGUGAGGUGGGAACUCCAUACAGUAGCUUUCCAACUUGCUGUGUUUAAACCAAAAACUUUAUAAAUUCACAAAACUAAGUAAGGAAGGUGGAUUUAUCCUUAUGAUUAUUAUUGUUGUUAUUAAUAUAAUUAUUACUAUCAUUAUAAUUGUAGUAGAGUAUUUAUUUCUAGAGGAGAAAUGCAACAACUAAUCACAGUGGUUGUAGCUUGGUGUAAAACAUGACUUUAUGUUCCAUUGCUGUCAUUAACAUAGGAGAGAGAGAGCGUUCUCUUUAUGGGACACUUAGACGUGUCCUGAAGUGCCCUUGCAACCUAUAUUUACUAUCACAUUUCAAGGGCUCUUGUCCUUCUGUCUUUUCAAGUGCAUUGAAGUAAAUUGUCUGAUAAUCAGGGAAAUGUAUCAGUUUCCAGUGUGUAGGUAAAGACAACCUCUGCAUGUCAGGGAGUAGUUGAAAUAACUGUGGAGAAAAGGAGAAGAUUUGUAGCUCGUGUCACACGUUAAGAACUACCUUUUUAACUUCCUGAUGCUGAAUGUCCCUUUUUUGACUCUGUAUCUUGAACUCUUGACCUAUGCAAAGCAAACAAUUUACCAGGAGACAAAAAAACUGCAGGAAUAACCGGAAAUGCCGUCAACUCUUCAAAGGGCAUCACAAACAAUAUGAAGGCAACUCGCAGAGAGAGAAAGAAAAGCAUGUUUUCAGACAAUGAGAAGCACCAAAUCAGUUAGUCUCAAACACAUGGCUGCAUGCAAACACACGCACACACACACACACGCAUACACAGUUGCGUACAUAGUGGUAAAGGUCAAUGGGCCCAGUCGUGCUCUCUGCCUCUGUGCAAUGGGAUCUAGUCAGACAGAAAGGGAGAGGGAGAGAGAGAGGGAGCAGCUGGGGAGGGGGCUGGCACAGUUCACCCAGCGCCACACAGAUGGAUCACUCUGGAAAUAACGCAUCACUUGUCCUCAUUUGUUGAGCUGUCACAUUUUAAUCCCGGGGCCCAUUUGGGAACUGUCUCUCCUCUGUCCUGCCUGCCUGGCCCUGUCAGCACUUCCACCUCUGUCCUCUAUCCUCUGUCCUCUGUCCUAGAGCCGACCGGCUGGGCUGGUGUCAGGUACACAAACACUUCCCUCCUAUGCUAACCCUCACCAACCCCCUGGCCCUGUACCCACUCCUCACAGCCUCACCAACCCCCUGACCCUGUACCCACUCCUCACAGCCUCACCAAUCCCCUGGCCCUGUACCCACUCCUCACAGCCUCACCAAUCCCCUGGCCCUGUACCCACUCCUCACAGCCUCACCAAUCCCCUGGCCCUGUACCCACUCCUCACAGCCUCACCAAUCCCCUGGCCCUGUACCCACUCCUCACAGCCUCACCAAUCCCCUGGCCCUGUACCCACUCCUCACAGCGUCACCAAUCCCCUGGCCCUGUACCCUGGCCCUGUACCUACUCCUCACAGCCUCACCAACCCCCUGGCCCUGUACCCACUCCUCACAGCCUCACCAAUCCCCUGGCCCUGUACCCACUCCUCACAGCCUCACCAAUCCCCUGGCCCUGUACCCACUCCUCACAGCCUCACCAAUCCCCUGGCCCUGUACCCUGGGGUGGUGAUGGGGGAUGUAGAGAAGGGGGGGGUGCCUUGCAUUUGUAUUGCUAUUUAAGAGAGUAAGAAAGGUGAUCUACUAUUUAAGAUAUUUAUUUUGAGAUUGGACUAUGUUCUAUGCGCUCUAAGGACAGAGAAUUAGUGGUGGUACUGUAUUCAUUUUAUUAUGUAUUCAUCUCAAGGUAUAUAAGUUAUUGAGUAGAUUUAGUUGUAUUAUAAUUAUUAUUAACAUACUCAACCAAAAAUGUUAAUGUAGGAUUUAUAUAAGAUACAAUUCUGUAUGUGCACUGUACAAUUAUACUUUUUGCCUUUUGAAAUCUUAGAAUAAAUAUUGGUUAGUUGAAUGCCUUUUCUAUGAAACUUUAUUUAAAUGCAGGCCUAUUUGCGUGCAGACUGUUACUCUGUCUCUUUUGUGUUUAGAACGGUUGGAAAAGACAAACAAAAUCCUGACAAAAAUGAGCUAAUUGCUGCUUUAUACAUUAGAAUGUAUAGUUAUUGUCAUGGUUCGGAUAGUUGUGCUUCUAUUGCUUUUAAUAUACAUCAGAUGGGCUAUUUUACACUGUUGGGAAUUUUUAUACUUGAACUAUUUCUUACAAGGGAAAAUAUGAAAAAUAAAUGACCAAAAAAAACAUUUUAAGGAAGCUUUUUAUUGUCACUGGAUUAAGGCAUGUACAGUGUUAUUUACUAUAUUUAAAUGCAAAGGUCCUGUUGGUAGUAAAAUGGUAUUUCAGAAUUUCAACACUAUUUACUCUAAAUUGAAAUAAAAGGUUCUAUAUUUAAAAA
Molecule: messenger RNA, 3506 nt
Organism: Oncorhynchus tshawytscha (Chinook salmon)
Lineage: Eukaryota; Metazoa; Chordata; Actinopteri; Salmoniformes; Salmonidae
Gene: rbm24a
Product: RNA binding motif protein 24a
Exons: 4
Coding region: 293-994 (233 amino acids)
Cellular component (GO): cytosol
Molecular function (GO): mRNA 3'-UTR binding
Source: RefSeq, a predicted model, not a curated record